GGUAGCAUUAUCGAAGCAGAAACAGACGGGUACACUUUCGCCUUCUUUGCAUUUAAUUUAAAAAUAACACGAAAUCCUAAAAUAUAAGAAAGCAACAAUGUGGUUUGAUGAGAGCCCCCGCAUCCGCUUGGUUCCAUUGGAGAAUCCGCCUGAACUCAUCCGCUACUCGAUCCUGGCGACCAAGUUCGGCCGCAUAAUGAUGGGCAUUGUGGAUAUAAACAAAAAUGAAGACGCAAUUUGUUUGCUUUACUUCGUGGAGAAAAGCGACAAGGAUACUUUGAAGGAACUGGGUCAGCGUUGGCCAAAGUCAGAGCUCCAGCAGGACGACAAUCUUGUCCAGAGUGUGGCCAACAAACUCUUUGAAGCCGACAAGGAGAACAACGAAGCAACUCCAAUUGCUAUCCUGGGCACCGAAUUCCAGCAGUCUGUGUGGUCGGCCUUGGUGGGUCUAAAAAGUGGGGAGACCUGCACCUAUUCCCAACUGGCGGAACGCAUGGGUCGUCCGAAAGCAGUGAGAGCCGUGGCCAACGCGGUGGCCAAGAACGAGGUAGCCAUCCUAAUCCCCUGCCACAGGAUCGUGUCGCAAAACGGAGCCACCAAAUACCACUGGGGCUCGUCCCUCAAGCAGCAGCUGCUCGCUUUCGAAAACUCUUUGGUCAAUUAAAAAUUGUUACUUGUGUCUUUAUUGAAACUCA
This is a messenger RNA of Drosophila kikkawai, 695 nucleotides long. It is a transcript of the gene agt, whose product is annotated as O-6-alkylguanine-DNA alkyltransferase. Lineage: Eukaryota; Metazoa; Arthropoda; Insecta; Diptera; Drosophilidae. The record is from RefSeq and is a predicted model, not a curated record. Gene Ontology annotation, molecular function: methylated-DNA-[protein]-cysteine S-methyltransferase activity. Gene Ontology annotation, biological process: DNA repair.